AUGCCGAUACAAACAAGUCCACCGUCCUUCUCGGACACCUUCCCGUCUUUCAUGUCAGUCUACGGUGGUCUGCCUUCGCGGUACAAGGAAGAAGAGCAUUCGAUCCAUCCUCUGCAACUACCUGCCCACAUUCCUGUCAACAUUCACUCGAACACGAAACGUUUCCAUCCAUCCGGCCAUCGUGAGAGUAUCUCUUCAGUCACCUCUGGUUCAACCGAGUCCUCUCCAUACACGGCCGAUUCGCCCUUCGAUUGCCCCUCCACGGGUGACAUCUCCCCAAGCUCAUCUCCAGAAACCCCAUCAAUUCUGCCGCUGUCAUACCCUCAGUUCCCUCCAUCCUGCCCCACGAGAACCGCCUCGUUCCCCGCGAUGCCUCUGGAUAACUCUCUGCUGUCACCCGCGUCAGCGGCUGCGCGCCCAAUCUCGCCUGGGCCAAAACCACGCAAUUUGAAGAACCUGUCAUUGCGUGUGCCCUUGCCGUCGCAGGACCGGCCACCACUUGCGACGGCGUCCAUGGUCGAAACCACAUCCCAGCGCAAUCUUUCGGCCCCUCCAUCUCCAAUCCACAUGCCCCCCAAAAGUGGUCGACGACGCCCCGCCCACCUCACAAUUCGCACACCAGGCCUGGACAAGUCUUUCACGACGAACGUGCCCGACUUGGUACCCCCUACUCCCUUGGGUCGACAAUUCCUGCGGCAUGCAGAAUCAUCGCCUUCCCUCACGUCUAUUGCUUCCCCCGGAUUCGCGCCCCAGGGUGGUAUGCAGUUGCCACAGCUGACUCGGCCUUCUUCACGCCCCGGUAGCCGACGACGCCCCACUACAUCAUCCGACAAUACAGUGUCAGCUUUGCAGUCAUUACCCGACGAUACUUCUACGUUUCCUCAGACUGUCAUUCCCGAGUUAGACGAAGAGGACGAGGCCCCAGCUUCGCGAGAGUCCGCUCGUGGUAAAGAGCGCGGAUACCCGGACGGACCUAUUCGAAUCUACGACACUGGCGUCUUUCUUUAUCUGGAACCUACAGCUGAGGAGGCCGCGCGGUUUGACGUCGUCAUCAACGUCGCCAAGGAAGUCAAGAACCCGUUCAGUACUGGAGAUGAAGAGCUCAGCAAUACGGUUAUGAGCACCUGGCGUAAUAGCUCCAUCGUAUCCAAGCGAUUUUCGAUGGGCGAGCCCCAAACCGCCGUAUCUGAGAUCUCUUUCAAAUCCGCCUUUGAAUACCAGCCUUCCGAAGCAGAUGCCACGCAUCCAGUGACAUCUGCUGCGACACCCUCGGAGUCGCCCGAGUACAUCCACGUUGGCUGGGACCACAACUCCGAAAUUUUGGAGGAUCUUUUCCCCUUGUGUGAGUUGAUUGAUGAUCGAAUCUCCAAGGGUAAACGAGUUUUGAUCCACUGUCAGCUCGGUGCCAGUCGGUCCGCGUCCUUGGUGAUUGCUUAUGGCUUGUACAAGAAUCGGAACUUGGACUUCAAUUCGAUGUACGAUGUGGUCAAGGGACGCAGUCAGUGGGUUGGCCCAAACAUGAGUCUCAUUUACCAGCUCACCGACUUCCGCGCUCACUUGCUCCGUGGAUCUCCUCCUACGAGAGCGGCGCCUCAGGAGUGGUUCGUUAAGACCGGCCGUCGCAGCUCCGAGCCUCAGGUGACGCGUGCUGAACGCGAAGAGGCACAGCAACGAUCCGCUCUCAAUGAGGUGCCCCAUGUGGUACACGUGCCAUCUCCAGUCGCUGGCUCCUCAACAUCGUCAUCAAGGGGUCUACGGCCCAAGACCAGUUGCAAUGAGAACCGAUCACCCAAGCGCAGUCUUUCUCCUCGCCCUCUGCCAUUCCGACAAAAAUUCCAAUCAAUCGAAUCAGUCUCCGAUUUUGGGAACCCGGAUUUACCACGGGCCGUCAGCAGCCAUGGCCCACACGCUCCAACUGAAAUUUUGAAGGUUGAGGGUAUCCCAUCUGCAAGCAUCGCGUCCGUCGAGAACUAUUACAAUGAAGUCUCGGACCCGCGAUCUCCUCCUGCUGGAGGUGAGCGUAUGAUCUUGAGGAACAUCGAUGAGUUUUUGUAA
Messenger RNA from Penicillium diatomitis, 2055 nucleotides. It is a transcript of the gene dspD, whose product is annotated as putative protein-tyrosine phosphatase. The coding region runs from base 1 to 2055 and encodes 684 amino acids. Lineage: Eukaryota; Fungi; Ascomycota; Eurotiomycetes; Eurotiales; Aspergillaceae. The record is from RefSeq and is a predicted model, not a curated record. Gene Ontology annotation, biological process: protein dephosphorylation; negative regulation of MAPK cascade. Gene Ontology annotation, cellular component: nucleus; cytoplasm; cytosol. The transcript is spliced from 2 exons. Gene Ontology annotation, molecular function: protein tyrosine/threonine phosphatase activity; MAP kinase tyrosine/serine/threonine phosphatase activity.